UGUUGUGGCACGGACACCGACACAACACACACUCAUCUUUGGCUUUUUAUGCGUUUCUCAUUCAAUGUUUCUUCAUUCCUCACCCCUUUCCAUUGCACCAAUUCAUUUCUCCUUUCUCUUCUGCUCUGAGCAAGGAGUAACUUAGGCGAUGGCUGCUGCUCUACCAACUGCAGAGAUUUGUGACACAAACGCAACGCAUGUAGCAAGUGGUGAUGUGAGGGUGAUGCAUCCAGUGUUCCAGAUUUAUGGUCAGUCCCGGGCAUUCUCAGGUCCCAUUGUUACUGUAAAGGUCUUUGAAGACAACGUGUUGGUUAGGGAACUUCUUGAGACCAAAGGAGAAGGAAGAGUUUUGGUUGUUGAUGGAGGAGGAAGCUUGAGGUGUGCCUUGUUUGGAGGGAAUUUGGCGCAGACGGCACAAAACAUGGGUUGGGCUGGGAUUGUAGUCAAUGGCUGCAUUAGAGACGUGGAUGAGAUCAAUGCAUGUGACAUCGGCGUCAGAGCCCUGGCUUCUCAUCCGCUCAGAUCCAACAAAAAGCGAACCGGUGAAAAGCAUGUCUCUGUUUAUGUUGCUGGCACAUUUAUACGAGAUGGAGAAUGGUUGUAUGCAGAUAACGACGGCAUCCUCAUAUCAAAAUAUGAGUUGUCAAACUAAAACACUAAACUGUAAAAGUUUAACACUGUUGCCACUUCGAUGCUUUUUCAGCUUUGAAUCUUCCAUGUCAGGCUCUUCUUGGUUUCAUUUCGGGAAAAAGAUAUGCUUGGUGAAUAAUUUUUUCAGAAUUUCUUGUGUAGACCUGCCUAACACUCUUGUUUUAAAAAAGUGGCAUUAUGCGAUUGCCUCUGGAGAAUUUCAUCUUUUUGAGGGGGAGAGGAAAGGAAUUAAGAGGAAAAGUUUAUUCCUUUUUGUUUUUUUGUCAACUGGGUCGUUGUGAAAAAGUUUAUCUUAAAAGCAGACGAAAUUUCAACGGUCUUGAACAAACCCAAAUAAACCACUGGAUUUGGUUGAGUGUGAGUAAAGGCACCUAAACGACGAUAUAUUACUAAUCGCGCCUCUGUUUUGCUAGUAAAAAUAGCUUGAAUAGUUCUUUCGUAAUCGGAGGAAGCGGUGCGGUCCCAUAUUGGACCAAAGGCGACGUAGAAUAAAUGCAAAAAUAGAUUGAUAACACACAUUGACAUGUGUUUAUCGUGAUAUAUCUCAUAAUGAGAACUAAGUUCCAGUACAAUUAAGUGUUUAUUUU
Abrus precatorius (Indian licorice) is the source of this 1238-nucleotide messenger RNA. RefSeq names its product putative 4-hydroxy-4-methyl-2-oxoglutarate aldolase 3. Gene Ontology annotation, biological process: regulation of RNA metabolic process. The coding region runs from base 149 to 652 and encodes 167 amino acids. The record is from RefSeq and is a predicted model, not a curated record. The transcript is spliced from 2 exons. Gene Ontology annotation, molecular function: ribonuclease inhibitor activity. NCBI's taxonomy places the organism in Eukaryota, Viridiplantae, Streptophyta, Magnoliopsida, Fabales, Fabaceae.